AAGAGAGAGAGAGAGAGAGAGAGAGAGAAACAUUGGAUCCACAAGUAUUAUACUGUUUUCUUUCACCAGUGUCUUCUCCAGUACGUGCGCUAUAUAAAUUUUCUCGCAGAUUCCUUUCCUUUCUCCUCGAGAAAAAAAAAAGAAACCUUUUUUUCUCUUUCUCUUCACAUCUCAGUAAGUGACUCAAGACACAUAAAAAGAAUCUCUAAAGCUUCUUCUUAAACCUGUGAUCAAAGCUUUCAAUGGGACUUCGCUGCUCUAAGCUGUCUCUCUGCUGGUGGCCAACACAUCAGAAAUCAACUCUCAACGACGCUUCUGAUCUAGAAAACGGAACGGAGGAUUUGCCGUCGUUUAGUGAGUUCAGCUUCGACCAACUACGAGCUGCCACUUCAGGUUUCUCCACGGACAGCAUCGUGUCCGAACACGGCGUUAAAGCUCCCAACGUCGUGUACAAAGGCAGACUCGAAGAUGGCCGGUGGAUCGCUGUUAAGCGCUUCAACAGAUCCGCUUGGCCCGACACUCGUCAGUUUCUUGAGGAAGCAAAAGCUGUGGGGCAGUUGAGGAGUGAGAGGUUGGCGAACUUGAUUGGGUUCUGUUGUGAAGGAGAUGAGAGACUGCUCGUUGCUGAGUUUAUGCCUUUUGAAACUCUCUCUAAGCAUCUCUUCCACUGGGAUAGCGAGCCAAUGAAGUGGGCAAUGAGGGUGAGAGUGGCUUUGUAUCUUGCACAAGCACUCGAGUAUUGCAGCACCAAAGGUCGCGCCUUGUACCAUGAUCUCAACGCUUACAGGAUCUUGUUUGACCAGGAUGGUGAUCCGAGACUAUCUUGCUUCGGUCUUAUGAAGAAUAGUAGGGAUGGGAAGAGUUACAGCACUAAUCUGGCUUUCACACCUCCUGAGUACCUUAAAACAGGGAGAGUGAUUCCUGAGAGCGUGGUCUACAGCUUUGGAACGCUGUUGCUAGAUCUUCUCAGUGGCAAACACAUACCACCAAGCCAUGCGCUUGAUCUGAUUCGUGGGAAGAACUUCAUGAUGCUAAUGGACUCGGCUCUUGAAGGUCAUUUCUCUAAUGAUGAUGGAGCCGAUUUGGUUCGCUUAGCUUCCCGUUGUUUGCAGUAUGAAGCUCGUGAAAGGCCUAAUGUGAAAUCUCUUGUGACCUCACUCGCUCCUCUUCAGAAGGAAACUGAUGUAUGCGCACACACUAAGUCAAUGUCCUUUCUUCAUAUAUUGCGACUCUCAUCUUCUUAUUAUGUUAUCUUUAUUGUUUUUCUUCAGGUUCCUUCCUAUGUCUUACUAGGGAUUCCACAUGGAGCUGCUUCUCCGAAGGAAGCAACUUCGCUGACACCUUUGGGAGAUGCUUGUUCAAGACUUGAUCUCACCGCGAUUCAUGAGAUUCUUGAAAAAGUGGGGUACAAAGACGAUGAGGGCAUAGCAAAUGAGCUCUCGUUCCAAGUGUGGACCGACCAGCUUCAGGAGACUCUAAAUGCCAAGAAACAAGGAGAUGCUGCGUUCAAAGGCAAAGACUUUGUCACUACCAUUGAAUGUUACACGCAGUUCAUCGAAGAUGGGACAAUGGUGUCGCCAACUGUUUUUGCAAGGAGGUGUUUGUGUUAUCUGAUGAGCAACAAGCCUCAAGAGGCUCUUGGUGAUGCAAUGCAGGCGCAAGUAGUGUCUCCUGAGUGGCCAACGGCUUUCUAUCUCCAGGCUGCUGCUCUCUUCAGCCUUGGAAUGGAUAAAGACGCUUGUGAAACCUUAAAAGAUGGAACUUCCUUGGAAGCAAAGAAACAGAAUAACAGAAACUGAAAGCUUUAAGUGUAUAGGUUUCUUCUCUCUCUUUCGUUUUCUGAAGAAAAGCCUCAUUGUCUUUUGUUUUUAUCAAGCAUUUGAGCUAGCUCGUGCUUAAAUUGUGAGUUCCAAUUUGAAGAGAUGAUUCAAAAUUCAAAUAUGAUUUGAAUCAAGAAAAGAAGGAUCUUUCUCAUUAAUGUCCAAGAUCAAUAACUGCUAGUGACUU
Messenger RNA from Brassica rapa (field mustard), 2007 nucleotides. Its product is annotated as serine/threonine-protein kinase BSK5. Gene Ontology annotation, biological process: brassinosteroid mediated signaling pathway; protein phosphorylation. Gene Ontology annotation, molecular function: protein binding; ATP binding; protein kinase activity. The record is from RefSeq and is a predicted model, not a curated record. Lineage: Eukaryota; Viridiplantae; Streptophyta; Magnoliopsida; Brassicales; Brassicaceae.